AUGUACUUUUCCGGAGCAAUCCACUCUCGAGUCUCGGUUCAUCACUGGUCAGCCUUUUGCCAAGUCAUCCUUUGCGUGAAGAGAGAAACUAUUGUUACACCUUGCCUGCAGACCUUGUUCCAGCAACACAGGCACCUCCACCGAAUUAACUUCCUCUACCCAGGCUUUCUCGGCCUUUCUACCGUACUGAAACUCAUCUUGCUAGGUAUGAGAAAUGAGGCUGCGUUGGCCAUCAAGGCCAGCCACUUCCUAGCGCCAUGUGGCUAUUUCCCCGGCUCCAUUUCAGGCUAA
Messenger RNA from Cordyceps militaris CM01, 291 nucleotides. RefSeq lists its product as uncharacterized. The record is from RefSeq and is a predicted model, not a curated record. Bases 1 to 291 code for a protein of 96 amino acids. NCBI's taxonomy places the organism in Eukaryota, Fungi, Ascomycota, Sordariomycetes, Hypocreales, Cordycipitaceae. The transcript has 2 exons.